This is a messenger RNA of Dinoponera quadriceps, 2079 nucleotides long. Its product is annotated as UPF0454 protein C12orf49 homolog. Gene Ontology annotation, biological process: positive regulation of SREBP signaling pathway. The record is from RefSeq and is a predicted model, not a curated record. NCBI's taxonomy places the organism in Eukaryota, Metazoa, Arthropoda, Insecta, Hymenoptera, Formicidae.
UUUAGAAAACUUUCCCCUCCGGAUAUUUUUUCUCAUCCGAAUAUUAUGAAUCGAUCGUGUGAGGCUUUUUUUUCCAACACCAGAUCUAUUAACAUGUAUAUUCGUACAAGAUAUAAGUCAUAAUAUAUUAUAAUGUAAUUUAUAUACUAUAUAAAAAUAUAUGUUAUGCGCAAAAAUAUCGAAUAUCAUGGGUAAAAUAUUCGUAUUAUCCAUCAGCAGGAGCGAUACAACAAUUAUUCCGUUGGGUAUUAUUAAUAAUAAACGGCAGCAGCCCCGCCGUUGUCGUUACCUUUCCUUCUAUGGCGACGUUUUUUUAUCACCCACCUCUCUCCCGAAUGUCGCUCUUCGCCCUGAAUUCUUAUCUGAAUAAGAUCAUAUCGAUAACUCUGCUCACAUCGUGUCAUUAAUCCCAAUAAACAGUGAACUUACUUGGACGGUACGAAUAGCGACAUCUGCCAAGGCGCUUCAAAAGCACUAGCUGCGCGCAGGUCAACGCACCUGAGUACACCGUCGUGAACUGUCACCGCGUAUUUGCUCGCAAUUAAGAAUACACGUUUAAUUGCCGAGGGAAUUUGCAGUAGUGCGCUCGAAAUUUCGAAAUAAUAAUCAAGCGUCUGGGCGACGUGCAGAGGCCGAGAAACGCAACGGCGUGAUAAUGCUCAAUCGGCCGCAAAUCUGAGGGAACGAAAUUAUAACCUCUCUCUCUCUCAUUCUGCCUUCUUCUUCGCCGACGCAUGUUGGAUUUUCAUCGAAACCGUGCUCCGAUGUUUCCUCCGCGAGCGAGAAUUCUAACCUCGCAACCGUGUGCGGUGUGUUUCCUACCGGCCGGUGAUCUCAUCGAUACUAUGCUCGAGGAUUCGGUACUGUUCUAAGGAGCCGGUAAAUAUACAACCAUAGCGAUCACCUCGUGAAUUAGUCGGAAUUCGCUUAACUUGGAUCAUAGAAGUUGCAUCUGCUCGGAUGAGACGCUUCAUCGAACAAAUCAUUGAGGUCUACCUUGUGGAUUUACCAUCGAUCGCACAGUGCGGAGCGCGAGGAUGCCAAGUUACAUGAGCCUGAUCAGACUAAUCAGGCGACGUCUUGUCCUUGGGCUCAUCUUUGCUCUGUCACUGACCUACUGUGCCUUUUCUUUGCUUCGAAAUGAGAAAAGAUCGCUGAGCAUAGACAGUGACCUCGACGAUAUGGAUCCUAUGAUGAUUAAUGAUAACAACGAGGAUCUGAUGCCCGACGACGACACACUUCCAGAACAGUCGAGGACAUCCGGCAAACCUCCGCUGUGGCAGAUGGAAUUACUUGAGCGAGCCGUCAACACGGCGAAUGUGGACGCGGCUAACCUGAAUGAGAGCGACGCCUCCACUCAACCCUGCCGCAAUUCUAUUCAAGGAAAAGCUCUGAUAGUGGACGAGCGAGGCAUAGUAUGCGCCAGGCACGAAGUUCUGCCGAACGGAUGUUGCAGAAUGGAGCAGAAGCAGACUCCCAAGAGCGAAGACACGCCGAUCAUGGCCAGGAGGGAAAGAUACAGCUGCAAAACGUGCAAUCCUCAAGGAUGCUGUACCAUUUACGAAUAUUGUGUCUCCUGCUGUCUGCAUCCAGGCAAGCAAAUAAAAGGACGGAAGGACGUGGUGUCCGCGAAGGCGCAGAAGGAGGAGGACGCGGUGAGGACGCGCAUCCGCAAUCUGGAUCGCUUUCAGAUCUGCUUAGCCGCCUGUCGCACGUCGAGCGCCAGCGUGCGACACGAGAACACCUACAAGGACCCCUUCGCCAAGCACUGCUACGCCAUGCAGCCGUCGAAUUCCCACCCACGGCACCGUCGCGAUGUUGUUAGCUCGUUAAAUAAUAAUAACGGCGACAGUCCCGCCGUUGUCGUUACUUUUUCUUCUGUGCUGACGCUUUUUAUUACCCACCUCUCUCCCGAAUGUCGCUCCUCGCACCGUCCCGUCUACCGUCCCGAUCCCAACGCUAACGUUACUCGACACCUAUUAUAAUCACACGCGCCCUACCCCGAUAAAUAUUUAUCUGAAAUUGGUCACGCGUCAACCCUUCACAUCCCUUAACAUCCCCGAGCAUGAAGCAAGUUUU